Molecule: messenger RNA, 3002 nt
Organism: Darwinula stevensoni
Lineage: Eukaryota; Metazoa; Arthropoda; Ostracoda; Podocopida; Darwinulidae
Source: the annotation of a GenBank genome assembly
AGGAUCGCCAGAGAAAUUCAGUUGGGAGUCGUCGCCAGGUUCUUGACUGCGACGCUGUGUGCAUGUGCAUGUGUGCGAGUGAAAGCGAGUGAGAGGGAGGAGAGGUGGUUCGUGGUUCCGUUGCGUGUGAGCCACGAGCAAGCCGUAGCCAGGCCAGGCCAGUCGCAGCCUCUACGCCGCGUGCUGUGUUUGCUUGUGACUCUCUUCGUCGGUGUUGAUAAACGGGGACGAGAGAUAGUGAUUGUAGACCGUCGCCUGGGUGCUGGGGUCACGGAGCCCGAGUUGUCCGGGAACGGGAAGGUGAAAGGAGUGGCACCUCCUCCUGUGGAUAGACAAAUCACGGUCCUGGCCUCCACUUCUACCGGAGAUUCGGAACACGAACCCGGAACAUCGUCGCAAGACUCUGGUGUCAGCGUGUCCUUUCACGCCGAAGACGAGAAGGAGAGGGAAAAUCCAGACCUCAGGUUGAGGCUGUUGAGAGCUCCGCACGUCAACAUGGAAGGGGAACAGAGAUCCGCCAGGGAAUACUGCAAAUACGGAGAACUAGUCAUAUUGGGGUACAAUGGAAGCUUGUCUCAAGGCGACAAGGGGAGGAGAAGAAGCAAGUUCAUCUUGUUGAAGAAGGCCAUUCCGAACGGGGUGAAAAAGUCUCAUGGUUAUGUGGUAAAUAUGGGCGAAAACCCUCAGGCGGUGGUAAACAAGGAACAGCACUCCAUCUCGUACACGAUGUCUCGGAAUCAGACUGUUGUCGUGGAAUACAUGCAUGAUAGCAAGACCGACAUGUUCCAGAUUGGGAGGAGUUCGGAGAGCGGGAUAGACUUCGUGGUGAUGGACACGAUCCCGGGAGACAGGAGGAGGGAGAUCCGGAUGACGCCGUCGCAGAGCACCAUCUCCCGGUUCGCCUGCCGCUUCAUCGUCCCACGCGACGAUGAGUUCCACGUCCCGCGCCUCUUCGCGGCGGGGUUCGACUCUUCCAACAACAUCUUCCUUGGGUCUUCUCUUCUCGUCUCGCAGGAAAAGGCGACGAAAUGGCAGAAAGAGGACGAGACGGAUGGUUUGACGACGAAUGGAGUCCUCAUUUAUCAUCCAGUGGGAUCGUUCCUGGGUGGAGACGCCGUGCCGGGCAUGUGGGCCGAGGUCUCCGUCGGCGGUGGCGUCUAUGGACUUCGCGAGUCCCGAUCCUCCUCCAGAAUGGGCUGCAAAAGAGAAGAGGUGACGAAUGAGUUGAGAGAUGGGAGCAUGAUCGACCUCUGUGGUGCUACGUUGUUGUGGAGGUCUGCUGAAGGACUCAAGAGAUCACCUACAAAGCAGGACCUAGAGAGUCUGGUAGACAAGGUGAAUGCAGGCCGGCCGCAAUGCCCCGUCGGGUUGACAACCUUGGUCCUACCGAGGAGAAGCACGGCGUCGAGCAACAAGGACCAACAGCCCUACGUCUACCUGAACUGCGGACAUGUCCAAGGUCAUCACGAAUGGCGGGCUGGGAAACAUUCUCAAGAGCGCACCUGUCCCAUGUGCUUUGAGGUUGGACCAAUAGCAAAGUUGGAGAUGGGAUUGGAACCUGCAUUCUAUGUUGAUUGCCGCCCACCCACGUAUGCCUUCAACCCAUGUGGACACAUGGCAUCGGAAAAAACCAUCAAAUACUGGGAGAAAGUGCCAAUUCCCCAUGGAACUAAUGGUUUCCAUGCAAUGUGCCCAUUCUGUGCCACACCCUUGGAAGGAAGUCCGGGUUAUGUGAAGCUCAUCUUCCAAGACAAUCUGGACUGAAAAGUUUUUAGCCUGACCCAAAAAGUGUCAUAAUUUGGAUUUGGCAUUGUGAUACAUGAUGAACAGGAGCACAUGGACUUGUGUGAUUGGCCUCUUCCAGAUAGGGAAAGAGAUGGAGCAAAACGUUGUCAGCUUAGUAUUUGGUUGAUGCAAGUUCAUGAUCUCAGUGAUCUUUCACUUGGUCUGGGAGCCAUGUUCUCUCCAGAGCAAUUCCUCCUCAAGAAUAAACUUUGGGCCAUUAUUUAUGCUCAUAUUUAUACAAUUUGUACAGGUUACAAUUCUCUCAUAAUGACUGUAUUUGCACUGCUGGAAAGACGAUGCUUCAUGGGGUUUUUCAAGUCUUACAAUGUAAGAUCACUUCAAUGUGGAAGAAUAGAACCUCACAGGUUUUGCUCUGGCAGAGACAUGGCCAAUGGAAAUGGAUGAUUUUGAUGGCCUAUCUGGACAUUGUCUUUCAUCUGUGCUUGAGAAUACUUGUUUUCUUGAAAUGCUUUCCAGAAGCAUUGUGGUGGAGCUGGCUGAUGAUGAUGCUUUUUUCUUCAAGUUCAGAAAGUAUGUUCAUUUUACAUCUAAAUGGAAACUUUUCAUUGAUUGCCUACUGGACAUAUCACUUUCACUUAUAGCUUGUGAUCUCAAAUGCCUCUGUCACACCAAUGAAUUUCAUGGUAAUUCCAAACCAGAUUUUAUGAAAACUCAAAAGUACUUAGAGUACUUUCUGUCCAAGAGCCAUGGGUGUUAUGGAGAUAGAGGAAUCCAAACAAGGUACCCAAGCACAGUAAUCUUGAAAAAUUUUCAAAGACAUAAGUUGAAAGAAAGUCUUGCUAGCUGUCAGGGCGAUGAUGAUGCGGUAUGAAUGUGUAAAGCCAUCGAUUAAUUGAGCUCAUCCUCCUGGUGCUUGCAAACUGGUGAUGUAUGGGCCCAUCAACAUCGGUACAAAAAUGUCAAGUGUGCUGUGUCUGACUAUUUGCUUCAUAUGAAUUUUUGUCAUUUUGAAAUUGUUUCGAGUUUUGAAGGGAACGAUACAGUUUUGGUGCAGAAGACACCUGUUCCUAAGGCCAAGUCUCCUCCUGUCACAAUUGGGGUGGCUAAUGUGCCCAGAGGUGAGUGAACUCUUGUGCAGAGUUUCAUUAUUUUCAUGUCGAUAUUCCGACUAUUGAACUGUAGUCAUUUGAUCGUCCUUGUAUGCUGUCUUGUUGUAUUUCAUUGAAAGGGAAAAUAAAGUUUGUAGGGUGAGUGGA